This is a messenger RNA of Armigeres subalbatus, 1241 nucleotides long. Its product is annotated as histidine-rich glycoprotein-like. NCBI's taxonomy places the organism in Eukaryota, Metazoa, Arthropoda, Insecta, Diptera, Culicidae. Bases 738 to 1241 code for a protein of 167 amino acids. The record is from RefSeq and is a predicted model, not a curated record. The transcript is spliced from 3 exons.
CCAAGUAGGACGCAUUAUCCGGUAAUCGCGUGUCGGUCGUAGGUGUGGAUCAGCAGAAGCAUUUUUUAUAUCUACAUUUCUGCUAGUAGCUUUCCUCCCCCCUAAAAUUGUGUCCUCACGGUGUGUUACUGUACGGUGGCUAUUGUGCGCGAUAAUUAGAAAAUUGAAUUUCUAGCCGAAGCGAUGUUUCAAUCUACCGCGGGAGAAGAACCAUAAUUUGUUGACGUGUAUAAGUGAAUGGAACGCAAAUCGCGAGGAAAAUAUUUACACCAUCCGCCGAGAAGCUGCCAGGGAGUGAGUUCGGUGGAGCAUUGUUCGUAUUCCUGUUGUUAGUGCAUUUUACAACGUAUAUGUGAAGAGACGAAGCUUGGCUUGGAGUUGAGUUGUGUAAAUUUAAAUUAUAUAGUGUAGGACUUAAUGUGGUAAAAUACAUAUAUUGUUGCCUGUUGAAGCAAUUAGGAUAGUGCGUAUGCGAAGAAGCUGAUUGCUGUUAGUUCACGGUGCAGUUUUGUCACUCGCUUGAAAUGUUGUUACUCGUCGCUUUUGGCCAAGCCUUGGAAUAAAUAUUUACUCCUUACCUUACCCUACGUUAAACAACCAGUAAAAGUUAAAAUCUACUUAAUUAUUCUCAAGUGAAAUGUAAAAGUAAAAGAAGCACUCCUGAAAAUAAGCCAAAGUUUAAUAGUUCCACGUGUCGUGUUAUUUAACGUGUGCGACGAUCAUCAGCAAAACCUUCAAUGGCGCAAUUUGUGACUCAUAUCCAGCCCACGAUGCUGGAAGCAGCUCAGGGCCAUCUUCCCCAUCACCAUGGCCAUCUGCAGCAUUCGUCCCAUCUGCCCCACAGUGGCCACAACAUGCCGUCGCCUCCGACAGCCCACCACGGCCACGGCCACAGCCAUGGCCAUCACCCUUCCCCGUCGCAUGCGAAUCUCGCGCACAGCGCCAGCCGGGAGAUCAGCAAUGGGAAAUCAUCCAAGCAUCACCACUCGUCGCAUCACCAACCGAUGUCGCCCAAAUCGGCGUCGGAUCAGCACCAUCAUCACGCUGGUAAUGCGGAAUUGCAACAGCAGUAUCAUCAGCAAUACCACCAUCAGAUGGCGCAAAUCCAGCAACACCAGCACCAUACGCAUCAUACAGCACCGAAAGGUGGUGCGGCGAGUGGAAGCCAUCACGGCCACAGCCAUCACCAUUCGGGCUCGGUAAGUUUCGUAGCUUUACAUUUCAUUACGGGAGCCAUUUAA